AGGACGCAAAAUUCGGAGAAUAAAAUGCGGCGCAACUUCAGUCCUGUAGUUGUGAAAAGUUAUGACCGCUUUCUGUACAAGAAAGAUCACAGUACCCUCCGAUUGACAUUUCGCGUCGCAGAGAAGCCGAACGGAGCAAGGAGGGGGAUGAGGGUCGGGUGGAAACUCACCCAGACACAGCAAACUAAAUACGCACAUACUGUAGUCGACGACUGUGGGACCAGUAACCCAUCAUUACUUGAUCUGCAGACUGAACAAAGGGAACUCACAGCGACUUUUGAGUACUGUGUCGACUAGUUAUAAAACUUAAGUUUGCGCAUUCUUCGAUGUUAAAAUGCUUUAAGAUUUUGAAAAUUUUGUUCAAUUGACCCAGUAUCAGGAAGGUAUCACUAAGUCCCACUCAAGACCCACAUUUUUUCCUUUUUUAUUUUAAUUAUUAUUUUUUUGCUUGCGAUGCGCGGCACCUUUGCAUUACUUUUGAUUACCUGUGCGGGGGGAAUUUUAGGGUGCCAGCUUCCCCAUGACUGGAGACCCCAGACUGAAGCAUGCCGCGCAGAACUCGCGGAGAUCAUUGUCUACGCCAGGGUACUCGCAAUGCACAGGGACUCAUACAGCGUUUAUAACUACUUGCCCUGGCAGUACGACACGGAGCUAUUCUUCUCCGCCGAGAUCGAGCUUCUGUGCGACCAAGCAUGGGGCAGCAUGCUGGAAGUCCCCGCUGGAUCCAGGUUCAAUGUCACCGGACUCGGAUACUUUCCCUGCUAUUCAUACAGCGUCACGGAAAACAAUGCCUACUAUUUCUUCUUAAGAAUGGAUGAGAACUUCAGCAUCAUGCCCCAUGGCGUGAACUUCCAAGAUCCCAUCUUCCCAGACACACCAGAGAACCACCGCAUUUUCGCCAGUCUCUUCCAGUUUUCUAACUGUACUGCCGGCACCCAGGUUCACACCUAUACCCCUGAGUGGGAGGCUCAGGAGGACAGCCGGCUGUUGUGUUCAACAGUGCAGAAAGCCUUGUUUGAGGAAGAGGAGAAGGUGAGGACACUUUCACAAAAGGUGCGUUUCCUGGAAAAGACCAACAACCACCUGAGAGACAAGGUGAAAAACAUGAAACGGUUGCUGCGGCAAAGCAAACGUGAGACUAAAGACCAGACGCACCACCUCAAGCAGAUUCACGAGCCCCAGGUUGCAGACAAUGGCCAUCAACACCACCCCCAGCAGGAAACUACCCACAACCAAGACAAAACCCUCAAGAAGGUCCUCACUAAAAAGCUGAAGGACUAAGCUCACCUUUGAGAUGGUCCUUUGUAAGGGACAAAGUUUGCUGUGUUGGAACAAUGGAAGAAUGUGCUGUUUAUACCUAGCAACAAAUUAGCAGGGGGAACAGAACUAGGAACAGGAACAGAAAUGAGAUCAGAUUUGCCCAUUUAUUUUUGCUUGGCAGAUAGUGAGAGGAACAUCUUUAGAAGCAAGUCAAAGUAAGUUGGUUUUUUGAAGUAUGGACACAAAGAGGUAGAUAGGUACAGAAUCUCAAACAGACAUUCUCAAAAUUCUGGGCAAAAACAGUGGUCAUUGUCCUUCCCACUGUGUAAUAUUUCCAGAUAUUCAUCUUUGUGUGCUGAUAUAUUUAGAGAUAUUUGGUAGCCAACUGUGUAACUUUACAUGUAAACUCUGUAUCCUCUGCUUUAGAGCAAAUGCCCUGAUUUUACAGCUCUGUAGUACUACCAAAAAUUAUUUUAAACACAUUUUUAAGAGCACUUUAGCUCAGACUGAAAGCAGUUUCCAUCUGCUUUCUAAGCAAAGUCUAUUCUCCAUGCCUCAUUUUGACACAGUGGUAAUCUACAGCAGCCUUUAUUAGACCUGUUGCAUGCUGGGAAUGCUGUAAUCUGCCCACACCAAUUUGCCUCGUCUCUGUUACCGGGAGCAACAGCCAAAUCUCACCUGCCCCCCCCGCCCCCUCAACCUUUCUGGCUUGGCCCCAUUAGCAGUCAGCAAACCGCUCUCAUGUAAUCAACGUGGCUGGAGUGUCAGCCAUACAGCUUUUGUCAGCAGGGGGCUCCACCAGUCCCUCAGCUGGUCAGGUUUGUAGUGAUGUCUAGGCCGCUGAGAUGUACAGCUCCUAUGGCUUCCGAGCAGAGCUACAAAGCGAGCCAGUGUCCCGACAGUGCAGCUCUCACCACUGAGGCCAGUGUCCUGACAGUGCAACUCUCACCACUGAGGCCACUGUCCCGACUGCAGCUCUCACCACUGAGGCCAGUGUCCCGACUGCAGCUCUCACCACUGA
Paramormyrops kingsleyae is the source of this 2281-nucleotide messenger RNA. RefSeq names its product coiled-coil domain containing 3b (gene ccdc3b). NCBI's taxonomy places the organism in Eukaryota, Metazoa, Chordata, Actinopteri, Osteoglossiformes, Mormyridae. The record is from RefSeq and is a predicted model, not a curated record.